AUGACGCUACCAAGCAAUAGUUCUAUGGAGCUAUUCCCUGGUAAUACACUUAGCGACUUCAAAGUCAAACUACCAUCACACGUGAAUUUAGAUGGAAAUUGGGAGGUGGGGCUGGCUUCCAUUACAUUUCCACACACUUGGUACACAAUAGGAGAUGGCGAUCAUCGUUAUUUUUGUGAUAAGGGUGAUGGAUUCUUUGACGUCAUAAUCAUUCCAAAUGGGUACUAUAGCAGUAUCUCCGAUAUUAUCAAUAUCAUGAAUUCAACUCUAUCCAACAACAAGAUUAAGGGAAUUUCAUUAGCGGUAGAAAAGCGAUCUCAAAAAGUGACUGUGACUCUCGGAAAGAAUCAAAGAUUAAGUUUUGAAAACCGACUGGGAAUCCUGUUAGGAUUUGGAAGACCUCCUGUUGACGUACAAGUGAACUUAUAUGUUUUUUUUUUUGGGAACAUCGAAGAAGCUAAAAUGGAGUACAAAUUGUAUGGCUAUUUCCGUCAAUUUUGGAAUGAUCAGCGACUUGCUGGAAGGCAUAACGAUUCCAUCGUCCUCAAAGGUGAAGACAUCACCAAAAUMUGGAAGCCUUUUUUUUUUUGUUACAACGCCAGAGAAUCGACUCUMAGUCCUUUAACUAAUCUUGCUAUUGCUAUUUUUUUUUGGACCAUCAUACUCGCAGAGUGUGACAUGGAUCUGCGCCAUUUUCCUAUGGACCUGCAGAAUUGUUACUUAAAGUUUAGCAGCUACAGCUACAGUACAGACCAUAUUUUUUUUUUCUGGRAAGGUGGAAAUCCUGUUACUGUUGCCAGAACGAAUCUUGCGCAGUUUUACUUCACAGAGCUUGAYACAAAAACCUUCACCUUUUUUUUUGCAUUGGGCAACUACUCCAUUAUAGAAGUUCAUUUUAGGUUUAUUUUUUUUUUUGGGUAUUUCCUCAUCCAAGUUUACGCGCCUGAUAUCUUUUUUUUUAUGUUGAGUUGGAUCGUGUUCUGGAUGGAUAGGAAUGAUUUUUUUUUCCGUAUGGCGUUGGGUAUCACUACAAUCCUGACCAUCAUGUUCUUAAUGGGAUCGAUAAACGCGGCCAUGCCUCGUGUCAGYUAUUUUUUUUUUCUUGAUUGGUAUCUGAUGAUAUCGUUUGCUCUGGUCUUCAUGGCUUUGAUACAAUGUACUAUCGUUUUUGUCUUGGUGAAUUUAUUUUUUUUUUAA
Messenger RNA from Exaiptasia diaphana, 1197 nucleotides. RefSeq names its product gamma-aminobutyric acid receptor alpha-like. The record is from RefSeq and is a predicted model, not a curated record. Gene Ontology annotation, cellular component: neuron projection; membrane; synapse. Gene Ontology annotation, biological process: chemical synaptic transmission; signal transduction; regulation of membrane potential. Bases 1 to 1197 code for a protein of 398 amino acids. NCBI's taxonomy places the organism in Eukaryota, Metazoa, Cnidaria, Anthozoa, Actiniaria, Aiptasiidae. Gene Ontology annotation, molecular function: chloride channel activity; neurotransmitter receptor activity; transmembrane signaling receptor activity. The transcript has 6 exons.